Serinus canaria (Common canary) is the source of this 6827-nucleotide messenger RNA. RefSeq names its product SEC22 homolog C, vesicle trafficking protein (gene SEC22C). The coding region runs from base 2586 to 3500 and encodes 304 amino acids. The record is from RefSeq and is a predicted model, not a curated record. The transcript is spliced from 8 exons. NCBI's taxonomy places the organism in Eukaryota, Metazoa, Chordata, Aves, Passeriformes, Fringillidae. Gene Ontology annotation, biological process: endoplasmic reticulum to Golgi vesicle-mediated transport.
GGGAUAACGUGAGCGUUUGGGGAUGGGGUAAGGUUUUGGGGUGUCUGCGCGCUCGGGGGAUGUGUGGAAGGCCUUGUCAGCACAAGGCAGAGCCCCGGGUGGGGGCAUGCGUGUGUUUGCUUCUGAGGUGCCCGGGUUUAUUGAAGAGUGUGGGAAGGGGGUUCCUCUGGGGAUUUUAGGAUGCUUAAUGCGGGGGAGGAGAGGUGUGAGUGGGGAGUAGUUCUGUAUAAUGUGAGUGGAACAGGAUGGAGGUGGGAUGGGUCCUUAGGUGGGCUCCUGAAGGGACAGGGAUGAGCUGCUGGGCUUGGGGAAGCAUCAGGAUUGAGGAGGAUGGGGUGGGUGGAUAUUUGGGAACAGGUGAAUUUGGUGUUUCUGAGAGAUGAAGGUGGAGCAGAGCCUCAGAGCAUCACAGAGUUGUUGCAGUGUGGUUUGGAGAAUUGUCUGUUGGAAUAGUGGGAGUGAUGUGGGAGCUGGAUGCUGGGGUUUGUGUGUGCUUCAUUUCUGGUAAUCCACAGGAGUGUGUGCAGACAGAUUUGUGAUGGUAAGGGCUUUUUCCACAUGCUUCCCCUUGGGGAUAAGAGUAAGCCUGUAGGAUUUAUAGGAGCCUAAAAGCUCUGGAUAUGCACAAAUCCUGUGUUACAUUUUGAGAUAGCAGUGUGUUUUCAAAUUGCUUUUAUUCACUGCUCAGUCUGGAAGGUGGGUCUGGGGUGUCUGUAGCUGCUCAGCACUGCUGGGGGCUUGGAGGCAGCUCAGCUGGGAAGGAUCAGGUGGAUACUGGUGCAGUCUUAGAAAAUGGGAAAUUUUACACUGGUCUGGAUUUGGUUUUUUACAUAUCUGAGAAAAAGAUAAACUCCACUUUGUGAUCCCUCAGGGAGGUGAUAAAUCUCCCUCAUGAACCACAUCCUUGUUGGGUGAGACCCAAAGCAGCACUGGAGCUGCAGCUCAGGUUUUGUGUUUGAUGAGUCAACCUGAAUCUCUUUCAUGUUCAUCCCACCUGCAGCUGUCCAGGAUUCCCUCUGGAGAUUACCUGCCUGAGGAAGGAUGCUUUAGGGCAGUAGUUGUGGUCAUAGAUCAAGUUGUCAAGUGUCCAAAAAAUUUCACAUUCUGCAUCAGGGCCAUGGGAACAUCCACUAAAGCUUUUGGCUCUUCCUUCAGCAGGAAGGUCAGAGCUGGACAAAGCAGAUAGGGUUGAAGCUGGACACCUCCAGAGAGCAGGGAAAUGUGUCUGAACAGGGAAAGAAUACUUGAGAGAAAUCCUGGUCACAUAUUUUGGGAGCAGUGUGCCACUCUUGGAAUGAAACCUGCUGUUGCUGGUGAGAUAAUUUCUGAAAGAACCAGGUUUUUGAUACAAUCUCCUUUAUGAACUCUGCACUACUUUGCAUUUGCUCUCACAGCCUUUUGAGCAGAUUGUUUUCUAAGUCCAGGCAAUCAGGCAGGAGUUUGUUGAGCAUUUGGGGAAGUGUGGCCUGGUGAGUUGGGUGUAAUCUUCUUACCCAGAGGAGCUUGUGUAACACACAGUUAAGUGCAGGAGGUCUGAUUGAGGCUGCCCAAUAAUCCCUGCUCAGCCAGGGGAGAGUUGGCUGCUCCUUGGGAAGUGAGGGAAGGGGGAAUUGUGCUCCAGGUCACUUAGAUACACUCAGGAAUGGUUUAUUCUAAGAUUGGGGGUGUUAAUGUGAGUCUUGCACUAGGCAGUUUUACUCUGAAGCAUUGUUGGAUGUACAGGUGCUUCAAGAAAUGAAAAAAAAAACAACUUUGUUUCCUUCAGUCCUAAAGUAUAACCUGUUCUUCUGAAAUAAUUGCUUGAAAUACUUCCCAAGGUUCUGCUUUGUGCCAGAUGCUGCCAUGAUGUUAUCACUUGUGAACUCUGCAAGAUUGGAAAGCAGAGCCUUGAGUUCAUUGUCCAAGUUCAGAGCCAAGGUCAAAGAGCUGCCACGUCCUGGCAGUGGCAGAUCUUUGGGCUGCUGAUGGUGAGCAAACAGAGGGACUGCAGGAGGAAAGGGCAGCCAGGAUGACACAGUGACAGCACUGAGCCACCUGCCUGCAGGCACACCUUGAUCAGCUGUGACACUUUGUGCUUGGGCACAGGUGACGUGGCAGAACUGGCUUGCAAGUAGUUAAAAUUCCAAGGGCAGUGCCAUUGGUGGCUGUCACUUGCCAAAACCACACAGCUCUGAACAUCUUCUGCUGGGAGAGCAGCAAGGGCUGUGCCAAAGGAAAACCCAAGACCUCUUUUUCUGAGGAAGGAGAGUGGAUUCCUUUCUCCAGUGAAGCCUGGCAUUUAAUUUGGAAGUUUUCCUGGAUCUUUCUUUCCCAGACCAAAGGAUCCCUCUGAUGGGCAGCUGGCAGCAUUAGGCACUGCAGCAGGAAGAGAUGAUAUGAAGUGCUGUUAAUCCUCUGACACCGUGCCCUGGAUCCUCAUGGUAUGUCUGAAGGACACAUCUCUGCAUGUUCUGAAUAUGCCAGGUGAAGCCCAAGAAUAACUUUCCACGGGAGUUUGUGACCUCUUAAAGAGGAAGAAGUCAAGAGAGGGCAACUUUUAUUCUAUAUUUAGCCCUAGGUUGUCCUCAUGAAUACUCCCGUGGAGAAUGUCCAUGAUCUUCUUUGCCUGUGUGGUGAGGGUGAGGGAUGGGCUUCCCCUCUCAGCCUCCACAGAUUUCCAUCUCAACCAGGACUUUCUGGAGUGCAGGAAGAGGCUGAAGGCUCUGUCCUCCAUCCUGGCGCGGUAUCCCAGUCGGGGCACGGCCAAAGGACGUAACCUCAGCAUCCAUUUCCUUUCUUCUGGGGAUAUUGCCUGCAUGGCAAUCUGUUCCAGCAGCUACUCAACCAUCAUGGCCUUCUGUUUCCUGGAAGAGCUUCGCUGGGAAUUUGCUGCUUCCUACAACACAAGGAGCAUCAAUUCAGCUUCCAGACCAUAUGCUUUUAUUGAAUUUGAUAACACCAUUCAGAAGGUGAAACACCAUUUCAACAGCAGCCGUGGCUCCAGGGCCAAGGGCAGCUGGGAGAGGGUGGAGGAGGAGCUGAAGCUGCAGCCCCCAGUGCAGCUGCAGCUGGAGGCCACGGAGCUGCUGAACGGGCUGAGCAACGGAGGGCACGCAGGAGGCCAUGUGGAGGUUGUCCCUACUUACAGAAUGCAGCCUGUGACCCCCCUGGGGAUUCUGUCACUCGUUCUGAACAUCAUGUGUGGAGCUCUGAACCUCAUCCGAGGAGUUCACCUGGCAGAAUAUUCCUUUCAGGAGGACCAUGAAGGAAUUGGAAAUGUGAUAGCUUUUUUUCUACCUUUUCUAGCCUGUAUUUUUCAGUGUUACCUGUACCUCUUCUACAGCUCAGCCAGGAAGGUGAAGACAUUUGUGCUCCUUUUCUGUGUCUGUUCAUGCAACAUCUACUUGUAUGGAUUGAGGAACCUCUGGCAAAUCUCCUUCCACAUAGGAGUGGCUUCUCUUUCCUCUUACCAGAUCCUGACAAGGCAGCUCCUGGAGAAGCAGCCUGACUGUGGUGUAUGAAAAAAACUAAAAACAAACUUGGGGUUUGCUACUCUGUUUUUAUAACUCCUUUUUUUUGUAUUCACCUGGCCAGAAAUAGCUCAGAGUGUUUUUUAACCAUCCAUGGCAAUGGUUAUUGCAAGGAGAACAGCUCCAAGCAACCUGGGAUAAGCAGGAUCCUGUAACUAUGUCCUGCACAGGGCAAGGGGUGCAGCUGUGUUUGACAUGGUGCAUGGUGGAGCUUGUCAGGUGUCACCACAGAUGGAAGUUCUUACCAUCAGCAGGCUUCUCCUCCUUGGCUGCCACCAUCCAGACAGCAUUUUGCCAUUUGUCCCCCUGGCUCUGUGACAGCUUGGCAGGUCAGUCUUGCCCUGCUGCUGCAAAUUUGUGUAGUAAAACAAGGGUAAAGAGAUGGGUAACAUUUCUGUUUCUAGAUUCUCUUGGUAAAUGUGAGUAAAGGAGUUGUUUGCUAUAAUUAGGUGAGUGCAGAAUCAGUGGGAAAAAUGCUGAGGGUGAGCUUCAGGGUCAUUCUAGAUUUGGAAGGACAGGGAAAGGCUGGGGCUCUUUUAUAAACCAUAAAGUCUAUAAAUAUCUCCUUGGCUGAACAGCACAUUGCAGUUUGGUGUGUGCUCAUGGGUUAAUGGCAAAUAUGCUUGGGGCAGCAGAAAAUAAUCCCAGUGGGUGUAAGUGAUCUGUCAGCUCUUGUGGCCUUUGUUUCCUUGGCUAAGGUCACUUUUAGGAUAAGGGCAAUUCCAUGUUUGCUUGGCCUGCUUGGGUAAUAAAUCUUCCAAACCUAUUUAUGACAGGCCACUGUCUCCUUCACCUUUUUGUAAUAAAAUGAGGAGCUGGUGGCUAGAAAGCCAUUUCCAGGAAUGGAAAGCAAGAGCAGGUUCUCUUUGUUCUGUAAAACACCUGUGGUUAAUGGUGGUGAAUUCUUACACUCAGAUUGAGUUUCUGGGCGUGCACUUUGGAACUGGGGACUGGAAUUCCCAACCUCUGCUGCACUGGCUCUUCUGCUCUCUCAUGGAUCCAGGUGCACAGGGGCAUUUUAGGGCAUAGAUGAAUAAUUUAGGCUGGCUGUUAAAAAAAAUGCAUAGCAGUUUGAUGCAGCUGUCCUUGAGGGCUUGUAGAGAUUCAGACUGUAAGUAUGUUAUUGUGGAAUUAUGGUCCUAAAAUUUCCUUUUUUCUUUUUUUCUGGUCAUCCCCAUUUCUUUCACCAAAGAUUUCUUUUUCCUCUCACAGAGUCUCUACCUCUGGUUGCAAAGAGAUUAACAUGCAGCAGAGUUGUCUUUUUUUGCAAGAACACUUGACAAAAUUACUUGCUUUUGUCUCAGUGAGUUUUCCUGGAAUCUCAGGAUGCAAACAUGAAGAUCAGACCACAAAUUUGUAGUUGCUGAACUUUGGAAGCACUUCUGGAUGCAGCAGACUGCAGCAGCAGCAUCCAUAGGCAGCUCAUUCCAACCUGGACACUUUCUAGGACAUCAGGAGACUUAGUGCCAGAGCUUUUCCCAGGAGGAAAAUGUAGGAAUUUCUUUUUCACUGGAAAAGCAAGUGGAACAGCAACGUGAUAAAAACCUCCAAAGUGUGAGGAAUAGUCUGGUAGGAAUGAUGGAGGAAUAUUUCAGCCAGGCAUUUAAGGACACAGCUGGAGCUGUGUGCCAUGAGGGAAAGGUUUUCUGUUCUAAGGGAGGGGAUUAAAUUGGUUUGUCUGUCAUUGUCCCAGUUUUCUGUCAGGCUGCAAGUGGAGAAAUGAAGUCACAAUUCAAGCACUGUCCCUGAGACACCAAGAUGACCCCACAGAUGUGAGGGGUGUUGUGCUGCUCUUAAUUUUCAUACUGCUCAUUCCCAGUUUUCCCUGGUAAAUCACUUCUGGAGACUGAAGGGAACUCAGCCACUCAGAGUUUGGAUUACAAGUUACAAAAAAAAAAAAAGUUACAGGUUUGGAUUACAAGUUUAAAAAAAAAUCUGCAAAAAGAGCACCCCAAACAUCUGACACUAGAAAUUUAACAGUUUAAGGAUCAUGGAUCUGGUGACUGGUGGUGUUUUCCAGGAGCAUCAAUUGAUAUCAACCCCCUGGAUUCCUGUGGGGAAAGGAUGAAGCAUUUUAUACAGACAGACAAAUCUUCAUGAAAAGGACUUCAGGACAGGAGCCAGCUCCCUGCUCCUGCCUUUUUAUCCUCACUCUGGCUAAAGGUCCAGAAGAGCUUUUCCUGUUUCUCCUGGGCUUGGCUGAAGCCAGCCCUCACAGAGCAUUUCCAGAGGGCAUUCCUCAGAGCUGACUGGAAAAGUUGAGACAUUCCUGCUGCUUCCCCAGCAUCCAACUGCUCUGUUCUGGAACAGAUCCAUCCCUGAGCCAGGGGAUGGCAGCCACAGCUCUGCAGAGGAGGGCUAGAACAGGGGGGUCUGGAUAAUUGUGCAGUUAGCAGAGUGGAGAAAGGUUCAUUUCAGCUUUUUUUUGAAUUGGUUCUCCUAAAAACAUUUCAGUAAAAUCAAACCAAAUCAGUUGCUCAGUUCUGCUUUUGCCUAAACUUGGAUUUUUUUUGCUUUGUGGAUUUUUGGGGAAUGUGGCUGAAUCUUCAGGUGUUUUCUACCCAAUGACAAAGCUCUGUUUUGGUGUUGGUCUUAAUCCCUUUGCAACCUUUUAUUUUCCUGUAAUAGGUGUAAACCACAUAAAGGAAUCUUCAUGGUUUGUCUGUGUGCACUUCAUAGGUUUGGUUGUGGUUCCAGGAUGAGGCAGAGCACCCAAAAUUUGAUCUAUUUUUAUUUUUAAUUUGGUAUUUAUCCCAUGUCCACACAGUGUUUAUACAGUUAAACAUUUUCUCUUUGCAAAACACCACAAGGAACAGAAUAGUUUACAUUGAUCUCUGUGCUUUAAGAUUUGAUAAAAAAGAAUGACUUGCAGUUUGAGAACACAAAAUCUGACUCAUGAUGUGGCAUUUCUCCUGUAUUGAAUCAAAUCCCCAAAGAGAAAUCCAUCCCUUUUUUCAGCUUUAAACUGGUUAAUGUGGUUUGAAUUGCAUCUUCUUCAUUCUGUCACUUUGCAAGGGAAGUCUUUUGGAAACUCUUCUCCUCCCCCAGCAGCUCAGCACAAGCAAAUUGGCAAAGAAUAAACUUCAAUAAUUUCCAGGUUUGCUUAGUCAGUGCUUAGUCACUUUAUGAAGCUGGUAAUUCUCUGGGUUUUUGGUUUUUUUCCCUUUUUCCCAAAGAUCUGUUGAGUUUGUAGAAGGUGGGCUGGUACCUUUUUAGACAUUUUUUGCACUGUAUUAAUAAUUGAACCUGUGUAAAUGUGUAUAAAAUCAUUUUGCAUGUAUGUGUAUAUAUGUACAUAUAUCUAAUAAAUGGCUUUUU